Messenger RNA from Helicoverpa armigera (cotton bollworm), 1625 nucleotides. Its product is annotated as zinc finger protein 12. The transcript has 4 exons. The coding region runs from base 145 to 1518 and encodes 457 amino acids. NCBI's taxonomy places the organism in Eukaryota, Metazoa, Arthropoda, Insecta, Lepidoptera, Noctuidae. Gene Ontology annotation, cellular component: nucleus; chromosome. Gene Ontology annotation, molecular function: zinc ion binding; RNA polymerase II cis-regulatory region sequence-specific DNA binding; DNA-binding transcription factor activity. The record is from RefSeq and is a predicted model, not a curated record. Gene Ontology annotation, biological process: regulation of transcription by RNA polymerase II.
GUUGUUGUUGUUGUAACAACAAACUAUCAGUCAAAAAAGCUCAAUCGAACUUUAGCUAAAGCAAUAAUAUACAUAAAAUAAGAUUUUCAAAGAAUUCUCUACGAUAAUAGGUUUAAGAAAUCAAAUAGUACUUAGUAUUACAUAAUGGAGAAGUUUAGCGACGAUACUAUGUGCAGAAUUUGUUUUAAAAAACAAGAUUCAGUGUUUUCAUUAUUUCGCAAACGGAAAGGCAUUUCUCCGUUCGAGAAACUGAUAAAAAUUGGUCUGAAAGCUGCUACAAACGAUACUGGUCCUACCUGCAUCUGUUGUGAUUGUCUGACAGAGUUAGAAACUACUGUUAACUUCUUGGAAAAAUGUCAGAAGUCUAACCAGGUACUGGCAGAGUAUUUAAAUGUCAAUGUAAACAAAGUAGAAGAGAAUAAGGUUGAUAACUUUGAGAACAGAGUGAUAGAUGGGACAGACGAGUGUGUGGAGUCUAGUGGUGGUGACGAGCUGCUUAGUGUCGAGGUAUCAGGGCUGGAGGAGCCUCAUUGUGAGGAGUGUGGGUCCCGCAGGCGCUGCCGGCACUGGGCGCCGCCGGCGACACACACAUGCCCUCACUGUCAGAAGGUGUUCACCAGAAAGUUUAAUUUCAAGCUACAUCUUGCUCGUCACAGCGGGUCGCGUGAGUUUUGGUGCUCGUCGUGCGGGGCGGGCGCGGCGUCGCGCUGGCUGGCGGCGCGCCACUGCCGGCCGCGCGCGCGCCGCGCCUGCCCGCUGCCGGGCUGCGGCAAGACAUACUCCUCCGCCACCAACCUAGCCGUGCAUCUCAGAGCACAUAGCGGUGAGAGACCGUUCGAAUGCAACGAUUGCGGGAAGAAGUUCUCGAGUAAGAACACGUUGCAGAACCACAUCAGGAUACACACGGGUGCGUUGCCGUACAUCUGUGCGAUAUGCGGCGCGCAGUUCCGCACCAACAAGCUCGCCGCGCACAUGGCGCGACACGCGGGCGCCCGCCCCCCCCGCCCCGCCCGCGCCCCGCCGCGACACCCCGCCGCCCCCGCGCCGCACGCCUGCGCCGCCUGCCCCGCCAGAUACCACCACAAGCAGUCCCUCAGGAAACACGUCAGGAAGCACCACGCUGUGGUAUGUACACACAGCAAAAUCACCAGCCAGGCAGGCAAGUGGCUCCACCCAACGCGGCGCGGUCAUAUUGAGAGAAACAUACAUGUUAGUGUGCAUAAAGCAAAACGUGCAAUUGUGCAAUUGUGGGUUCAUCGAUAUGCCGAUACGGGAAACAUUGAUCCUCGCCGACCGGGACCGAAGGCUGGAUUUGCAUACACAGAAGCCAAUGCGCGGCACCGUGAUAUAGUUUCUGCGCAUAUGGCUGAGCCUUUCCUCAGCACUCGUUCCACGGCGACUAAACAUGAUGUGACACUACAAACUAUAAGGAACCACUUGCAUGCAGCUGGCGUGAAAUGUCGUAGGCCAGCUAAGAAAAUUUUACUAUCCGACAUUCACAAACAAAACCAGGUAUAGUUACCGGCACCUUGUUUCUUGUCUUAGAAUAGUUUUGUCAUACAUAAAACUUUUUAAUUUGUGAUUAUAAUAUGAAUAAACCUAGUCAAUAAAUAUUGUUGCUGUCU